AAUAAAUAAAUAAAAAGGAGAAAGUAAAAAAUUGGCUCUCUCUGCAUGCAUAUAAAUACACCCCCUAGUUCAUGUAUUGCUAGACAACCAGACUAAAAGCUUCCAAAUAGUGCUUGAAAUCCCAAAGAAAGUAGGCACUUUCUUGAAAGGAUUUUGAUAUACAAUUAGCAAAGAAAAUGAUAGGUUGGGGAGAUAUUUACAAUGUUGUGGUGGCCAUGGCACCACUAUAUGUUGCACUCAUGUUAGGGUACGGUUCUAUGAAAUGGUGGAAAAUAUUCACACCCGAACAAGGAGAUGCAAUAAAUCGCCUUGUUUGUUACUUCACCCUCCCACUCUUCACAUUCCAGUUCACAGCCUCUGUCGAUCCUUUCCAAUGGAAUUAUCUAUUCAUUGGUGCGGAUGUCAUUUCCAAGGUCAUAAUCGUAGUGGUGAUUGCCAUCUGGGCUAAGUUCAGUAGCAAAGGAAGCUAUGGCUGGUCGAUAACAAGCUUCUCUUUGUGCACUCUAACAAGUUCUUUGGUUGUAGGUGUGCCUUUAGGCAAAGCCAUGUAUGGCCAAAUGGGAGUUGAUCUAAUCGUUCAAUCCUCUGUCUUUCAGGCUAUCAUAUGGCUCACUUUGCUUUUGUUCGUUUUGGAAUUUCGACGAACAGGUUUAGAUAUUUAUUCGAACACUAGUAGUAAAGACCCUAGAGUUCAGCCAGUUGAUCAACUACCUGCACAAAAUGAUGAUUUAGAGCAAAACAUGGAGGUGAUGGCGGAGAUGAACGACAGUAGUACCAGUAGCCCAUCUAUUUGGUCUUUUUUUAAGGUCGUGGGGCAAAAACUUGCUGCAAAUCCAAACUCAUAUGCAGUUUAUAUAGGCAUUGCAUGGGCUAUUAUCUCAAACAGGUAAACUAAUAGAUUUAUAUUUGAUUAUUGUAAAAAAAGAAUUGAGAUAUUGCUGUUUCUAAUUCAUGGAAUUAAUGCAAAUAGGUGGCAUUUUGAAAUGCCAAGCAUUGUGGAAGGAUCAAUUUUGAUAAUGUCAAAUGCUGGGACAGGAACUGCCAUGUUUAGCAUGGGAAUAUUCAUGGCGCUUCAAGAGAAGAUAAUUGCUUGUGGAACAAGUUUGACAGUGUUUGGGAUGAUUUUGAGGUUUAUAGCAGGACCAGCAGCUAUGGCUAUUGGCUCUGUUGUUGUGGGCUUGCGCGGUGAUGUUUUACGUAUUGCUAUCAUUCAGGCAGCAUUACCACAAUCCAUUACAUCCUUCAUCUUUGCUAAAGAAUAUGGAUUGCAUGCAGAUGUCCUUAGCACUGCGGUGAUAUUUGGCAUGUUGGCGUCUCUUCCGGUAUUGAUCGCUUAUUAUGCUGUCUCGGAGUCCAUACAUUGACCCCAUAUAUUAGACUUUCAGAGAGGGAGAGAUUGUGGGUCCUGUUUUUUGUUCUCAAUUAAACUAUCUAUGUAUACAAACUAUAUAAAAUUAGUCUAAGCUUAUAUGUAAUCUUUAAUAUGGCCAUUAUCCUAAUUGAAUCUCAGAGAGGUUUGGACUUCAUAUCUCCCAUUCUAUAAGUAUUCUCACCAUCAUCAUUGCAGCCUUUUCAUACAUAAUUUCUAAGUUCUUUUCCAAGCUCUUUAAUAACGAAGAUGAAUAUCUACAUAACUAAAAUUUAUAAGGUUAAUUAUAUUCCGUUAUCAAGAUCUAAUAAUAAUACUUUAUUAUCCCAUAUUUAAUUUUUUUUUUAUUUUUUAUCCCAUAAUAAUUUAACCAGAUAGAAAAUCUUGCUGAUUUGGAAAGUUGGUAACCUUUUGGUUAGGGUCAUGCGUUUUUAUUAUUUAUUUAUAUUUGUUAAUAUUGAGGUGAGGGAAUUUAAACUUGUAUCAAAUAAAUAAUAUGGCUUUACCACUAAGCUGCUGGGACAUGUAUUUCAAUACUUGUUAUAUUUGGCUUGCACAUCUACAUAAACUAAUUAGUUAUUAAAUUUUUUUGUUUUAAGUCAUAUUGACUUUUGGACACUAAAAUACUAGUGGCAAUCGCAUGCUUAUUAUGUAUCUGUUCUUGGUCAUUAUAUAAAGUCUCCAAUUAAUUUGAAGAAAGAGUGAUUUUUUUUUUUUUUUUGGGGACAAAUAGCAAGAGCUACUUUUAAUGAAACAUAAUUUCGUAUAACAAUAACGAAGUAAAAUAGCUAAUAUUAGGAAUAAACUUUUGGUUAACCAUCGUUGCCAUAGUCCCGAAUGAUCGGUAAUAAACAUGACUUAGUUAGUUCUCUCUCUCUCGCAAGACAUAAACCGCAAUAAUAUAAGCCUAGUUUUAAAGAAUAUAUUAUAUUUAUCUUCAAGUUUGGUUGCUUCUAGGGAAAAUUUUAAUCCAAUAUAAAAUUUUAUUUAUUUUGAUAAGUUUGUGAUUAUAAAAGGAUGGCUCUCAAUGAUUAUUGGGGUAGUUUAUUUUGGAAUGAUUCAUGCAUCUUUUGGUUUAAGUUUUGAGGUUAUUUUGUUGGUUACAGCUUUUAAUCAUUUGCUAUAACAUAAAGGAUAACUCAUUGGCUUUAAUUUAAAUUUUGGCUACUUUUGGUUAAAGUCAUAUAUAUGGAUUCUGAAUUUUGUAUGUUUUUUAUUAAUAUCACAUGCCUUAUCGUGUAUCCCACCAAGACAGGGGAUUUACAUUAAUUUUUAUUCUCAAAUAUUCUUAAAAUAGUUUCAAAAGACCAUUUCCUUCUCAUGUAAAAUCUAAAACACAAUAAGUUAAAAAUUUGUUAAAAAACAAUAGAAGGUUGCUUGGAAUUCUAGCUCAUUGACUGCUCCUUGGACUGUCUGAUUAAAAGUUGGUUUGGAAUUAACGUCACCAAGUUUUGUUUAAGCAAAUGGACAUGCUUGUUUUUCUUAAUCUGUCCCAAUUUUCCCAAAACAUAGCACUAAUUAUAAAUGUUCUAGUCCUACAAUAUAAAAAUAUUUUGCCAU
This is a messenger RNA of Ziziphus jujuba (common jujube), 2929 nucleotides long. RefSeq names its product auxin efflux carrier component 5. Gene Ontology annotation, cellular component: plasma membrane; endoplasmic reticulum. Gene Ontology annotation, molecular function: auxin efflux transmembrane transporter activity. NCBI's taxonomy places the organism in Eukaryota, Viridiplantae, Streptophyta, Magnoliopsida, Rosales, Rhamnaceae. Gene Ontology annotation, biological process: auxin polar transport; auxin export across the plasma membrane. The record is from RefSeq and is a predicted model, not a curated record.